Spathaspora passalidarum NRRL Y-27907 is the source of this 1479-nucleotide messenger RNA. Its product is annotated as flavin-containing monooxygenase. Gene Ontology annotation, molecular function: NADP binding; flavin adenine dinucleotide binding; N,N-dimethylaniline monooxygenase activity. The record is from RefSeq and is a predicted model, not a curated record. Lineage: Eukaryota; Fungi; Ascomycota; Pichiomycetes; Serinales; Debaryomycetaceae. Bases 1 to 1479 code for a protein of 492 amino acids. The transcript has a single exon.
AUGACAGUAUACAAAGACAUACACGCUGCUAUCAGCCACAUCAACAGCGUAGCUGUGAUAGGAGCAGGUCCUGGUGGUGCCUCUACCAUCAAGGCUCUCCUUGCCGAACGCAAAUUCAGCCAUGUACAAGGGUUUGAAAAACGGUCCGAUUUCGGGGGGAUCUGGAAUCAUACCGACAUAACUGACUCUCAUGAAGUUCCUAUACCUUGUGAAAAACCUAUUGAAUUAAAUCCAGUUGUAGUGGAUGGAAAAUAUGUUUAUCCCAGUCCAGUGUAUGACAGUUUAGACACAAAUGUCCCUAAGGACCUCAUGAGUUAUAGUGGACUUGAAUUCGACUCACACUUGCCGAUAUUCCCUGAUCGACGAGACGUGUUGAAAUAUGUGUGUAAAUACAGUGAAAAAGUUAGACCAUACGUUCGAUUUGAUACAAAAGUAGUUAGUGUUGAGCUAUUAGACGACAUAUGCAAGUGGCAAGUCGUCAGUCGUCCAGUUAGCACCGAAACUAAAGGUGGAACAAUAGGUGUUGAUGAUGUCGUGGAAUUAUAUGAUGCCGUGGUCAUAGCUACGGGAAAUUAUGAUCUUCCUUAUAUCCCUGAUAGACCAGGAAUGACCGCUUGGAAUGAACAGUUUCCGGGGACAAUUACCCAUGCUAAGUGGUAUAGAAACCCUCGCCAGUUUAAAGAUGUCACAGGAAAGAUUAUCAUUGUGGGUAAUUCUGCUUCGGCUGGUGAUUUAGCAUAUCAGAUAGCAACGACAUUGAAGCAAAAGGUCUAUAAAUCCAAGAGAUCAGGUAGUUUAGUCCCUGCCGGUAAGAGUGACCUAAUUGAAGAAGUGGCUGAUAUUGAAAAGUUUGACAUUGAUACCAAGUCAGUGGUACUUGUUGAUGGUACAGUUUUAGCUGAUGUCGGAGCAGUAGUUUUUGCAACUGGAUAUAUAAAAUCAUUCCCGUUUUUCAAAGCUAACCCGACACAUCCCUUAGUAACUGAUGGUCAUAAAGUCCAUGGAACUUUUAAUCACGUUAUUCUCUACAACUAUCCCAACUUAGCCAUCAUUGGUCUCCCCCGGUUUGUUCUCCCCACGAGAACUUCAGAAACCCAAUCGUGCUGGUUAGCUAGUAUUUGGGCUCAAAAAAUUGCCUUGCCUCUGGUACAACAUAUGCAACAAUGGGAACAAGAUAGAGUAGAUCUCAAGGGCAACGGAAGCAAGUUUCACGAUAUGAUCAAUCUUGAAGAUGUCCGUUAUUGUAUCCUGCUUACUGAGCAAGUCAUUAAAGCUGGUGGGAACCUCAUUCCUCAUGCAUGGGAUAAACAGCUGAUUUCCGUGCGAGGGAUGAUCAAACUGAUCAAAGAGGCAUAUAUUGAGUACAAGGGUAAAACUGGGAAAUGUGCUGCUUCAUAUAGUGAGCUUAUUGAUGCGGGUUUACUAGACAGUGUAACAUUACCUGAUGAAAAAUUACAAGAAUUGGGGUUCAAAGUGUAG